Messenger RNA from Myripristis murdjan (pinecone soldierfish), 4475 nucleotides. It is a transcript of the gene furinb, whose product is annotated as furin (paired basic amino acid cleaving enzyme) b. Gene Ontology annotation, molecular function: serine-type endopeptidase activity. Gene Ontology annotation, cellular component: trans-Golgi network; Golgi membrane. NCBI's taxonomy places the organism in Eukaryota, Metazoa, Chordata, Actinopteri, Holocentriformes, Holocentridae. The transcript has 16 exons. Gene Ontology annotation, biological process: peptide hormone processing. Bases 579 to 3089 code for a protein of 836 amino acids. The record is from RefSeq and is a predicted model, not a curated record.
UGUUAUCCCCUACAGUGCUCCAUCGCUGUAUCGGCACGCAGUGAAUAAUAUACACUUUUUUUAUUUUAAAAAAGGAAAAUGCUUUACAGUUUCACUUUGCGUAAUGGGCAUUAACGCCAGCAAAGUCCGCAAACAAAGCCACGUGAACGUGUCCCGGAGCUGAAACCACCAGACUAUAAGUGGGCACGACGGGUGAAGUUAGCACCAAAUAAAAAAAACCAUGGUGGCAAGUUGGUGGCGGGUGACAAACCAAACAGGAUAGUUGAAUUUGGCAUCGUUGGAGAAAGAUGAGUGGCUGCGGAGAGGGUCAUUUUUCACCUUUACGCCUCUACUUGAAGUGAGAGAAGUACAGCGUCAGGUUGGGUGUAAAGUUGAGAAGCUGAGCCGCAGGAGAAGGGGAGUCUCCGCCCGGGAGAGAGAUGAGAUGAGCAUGAAGCAUGACGUCUUGGUCCUUGUUGGCAUCUGACGACGGCCACUGUUCUACUUUGCCGCUGUAAGGAAGCGCAGCUCCUCUGUGCCUCGGCAGCAGUGACAGACGGACGGACGGACAGACUGCUCUGUGCCCUGCCCUCCUUUUCAUGGAUGCCAGGGUGGCCUUGUUGCAGUUAUGGACAGUCUUUGUCCUCCUGUCGGCAGCUCUGAAGUGGACUGAUUGUGCAAAGAUCUACACCAACACCUGGGCAGUCCAGAUCAAAGCCGGGCCGGAGGAAGCUGACCGCAUCGCCAGGAAACACGGCUUCAUCAACCAUGGCAAUGUUUUUGGAGAUUAUUAUCACUUCAGGCACCGCGCCGUGGAGAAGAGGUCCGUGUUUGGCCACCGGGGAAUGCACACCAGACUGCAUAAAGAACCACAGGUGCAGUGGGCAGAGCAGCAGGUGAUAAGAAAAAGGAAGAAAAGGGACAUGUACGAAGAGCCAUCGGAUCCUGAUUUCCCCAAGCAGUGGUAUCUGUCCAACCCAGCCCAUCAGGACCUGAAUACCAAAGCAGCAUGGGCUCAAGGCUACACAGGUAGAGGGGUGGUAGUGACUAUCCUGGAUGAUGGCAUUGAGAAAGACCAUCCUGAUCUCAUCAGCAAUUACGACCCUGAAGCCAGCUAUGACGUCAAUGACGGCGAUGCUGACCCCCAACCACGAUACACGCAGCGCAAUGAGAACAGACAUGGAACUCGCUGUGCAGGAGAAGUUGCAGCAGCAGCAAACAACGGGGUGUGCGGUGUCGGUGUGGCCUACAAUGCCAAGAUUGGAGGAGUGCGUAUGUUGGAUGGGGAGGUGACGGAUGUGGUGGAAGCCCAUUCCCUUAGCCUCAACCCACAGCACAUCCACAUCUACAGUGCCAGCUGGGGCCCAGAAGAUGAUGGCAAGUCUCUGGAUGGCCCUGCCAAGCUGGCCAAGGAGGCUUUUCUCCAGGGAAUCACCAAGGGUCGUGGCGGAUUAGGCUCCAUCUUUGUGUGGGCCUCGGGUAACGGUGGUCGGGAGCAGGACAGCUGUAACUGCGACGGCUACACCAACAGCAUCUACACUCUGUCCAUCAGCAGCACCACCCAGUCCGGCAACGUGCCCUGGUACAGCGAGCCGUGCUCCUCUACCCUCGCCACCACCUUCAGCUCUGGAAACCCAGGGGAGAAACAGAUUGUGACCACAGACCUGAGGCAGAAAUGCACUGACUCUCACACAGGGACGUCAGCUUCAGCCCCACUGGCUGCUGGAAUCAUCGCUCUGACUCUGGAGGCCAAUAUGAACCUGACCUGGAGGGAUAUGCAGCACCUGGUGGUGAGAACGUCCCGUCCCGGCCACCUCAGCGCUGUCGACUGGAAGACCAAUGGAGUGGGACGAAGGGUGAGUCAUUCGUAUGGUUACGGGCUGCUGGAUGCAGGUGCCAUGGUGGCCUUGGCACAGAACUGGACGUCGGUGGGGCCGCAGCACCAGUGUGUUCACACCAUGCUCACAGAUUCAAGAGAUAUUGGGAACAAGCUGGUUUUCAGCAAGAAUGUGGACGCCUGCUGGGGUCAACCAGAGUACGUCAGCUCCCUGGAGCAUGUCCAGGCUCGCCUCACUCUGUCGUACAACCAGAGAGGAAAACUGGCCAUUCAUCUCAUCAGCCCUCUGGGCACACGCUCCACCCUGCUGUCCCCCAGGCCUGAUGACUUCUCCUCAGAAGGGUUUAAUGACUGGGCCUUCAUGACAACUCACUCGUGGGAUGAGGAUCCUCAAGGGGAGUGGACCUUGGAAAUAGAGAAUGUUGCAGCAAACGGACGGGACUAUGGUGUGUUGAGUCAGUUCACCCUCAUCCUGUGGGGCACUGGACCCAGCGCAGUUAAUCCAUCAUCGUCCAACUUCCCUCGCCCGUCCAACAACAGCUGCAAGACCUUUGAUGCCCAGCAGAUCUGUAUAGAGUGCAGCCCGGGCUUCUCCCUCUUCCUCCAGGGGUGUGUGAAGCUGUGUCCCCCGGGUUUCACCUCCGGGCCGCAGCUCCUCAACCUGUCCCUGGAGAACUGGGUGGACCUAUCCUCCGUCCAGGCCUGCCUGCCCUGCAAUCCUGCCUGCCUCACCUGCUUCGGCACCGGGCCCACAGACUGCCUCUCCUGCCCCCCUCACAGCCACCUGGUCCUCACAUCCUGCCUGCACCAGAACCAGGUCCAGCGCAAAUCCCCUCCUGGCGGGGGACUCCGGGGUGAGGGAGCGCAGCCAGGAGGGGGGGGCGCAGCAGAAAACAACAGAGGGCAAGAUGUUGAGCUUCCCGGGCUCAGCAUACCUCCGUCCUCUCAGCUCCCUGCCCUCGUGGCUGUGCUCAGCUGUGCCUUCAUCCUGGCUGCCUUCGUGGGCGUCUUCCUCCUGCUGCAGGUGCGCUCAAGUGGAGCGUCCUGGGGCUGGAGGACCAAACUGCCCUCUGUGGAGUCGGGGACAAGGGGGAUCCGGGUGGGCUUUGGCUUCGGCCAGGGCCGGGAGAGGAAGGCACGGAUAUGCUACAAAGGGAUCCCCACUGUGUGGGGGGAUGAGGACAUGUUCGCCUACGAGUCUGAAUCAGACAGUGAGGAGGUGGAUUGUCACAGCGAGAGGACAGCUUUUAUCAAGACACAGAGCUCACUCUAGCACUCUCCCUGGUGUGUGUUUGAACACGGCAUCUCUCGGUGUGCUAUCUGAGCCGUGGCUCUGAUACUGUGACGCCUUGUCCUGGGUCUCAUCAGCACCAACUUAAAUCCUACACUAUGGAAGUGAUACAUGAAUGAGAACUACACAGGCUCAGUGCAGUCAUCUGGAAAAAAAAAAAAUCAUAGGCCUUACUAUCUUAUGAACAUCCCAUCCAGAUACAUUUGAGAAAAUCAAUCAUUAAACUUUAUUUUGUAUUAUUUAUUCAUUUGUAUUGGUUAAUUUAUCACAUUUGAUUAACACCUUGAGGUUGGAUGUAUUCAUUAUGUAUUUGCUUUGACACUGAAAUAAUUUUACAUAAUACAAUGCAAUACACGAUAGAGUAAAUCAUGUACUGCAGUUGGAAAUGGAAAUUUGAGAUUGAUUAUUCAGUUUGACAAUUCUUACAUAUCCGUUAAACCAGGAGAGUGCAUUAUUUUCCCAGAUGUGGUGCAGGCACACUUCUCAUAAGCCGUCAGUGUUCUGCAAAAAUCUUGCAUCUACAAAAAGCCAGCCAGCUGAGAUUAGAUGGUUGAUUAUUUUAUAUCACAUUGAAUCUCAUGUAUCUAUUUUAUUUCCAUUUGACAGUACAUUUUCAGUGGUUUGGCCCAAGGGUCAUGCAAUUGACAUGCAGAGGAAACUGCUAGCUGUUAAUUAACAAUGUGAAGAAAAAAAGAAUUAAAAAUGAGAUUCAUAGUUGCUGCAGAAUGCUUAGGGUCAGCAUAAUAAUACAGUGUAGAGGUUUGAUAAGGACUGAGUGGAGGAUUCUCUGUUUUCAAUCAAGGCACGAUGGGAAUUUGCCACUGCAGCAUAUAGGCAUAUGAGACGCAUCAGUCAUUUAAUCCCAUUGAUUUGUGCAGGAAUAACAGCCUGCAGAGGAGUGUACUGUUUAUGAAGGAGAGAAAAACUACACUUAACCCACAGCUGCUUGUCUGACCUUUUCAACAUUUUUCUACUCGGUUGCCACUGGAAAGAAAAUAAGAUCAUUUUGUCUUCAUUUUCCCGACAGAGCCUUUAUUGAUUUGUGUGUGUGGGGGGGGCUUCUUUCUCGGAAUGUCUUCAUCAGGGUAAAGCGCUUUCCCUUUUUUAUUGCAAGCACCAUACGUUUUGAAAGAAAAAUGUAUGUCAUGUUCUCAUCAAGGACUAUGAAAACUUGUGGCACACACAAGUUGAAUCAAAGCCUUUGGAUCUAAAGGCCAGAGUGAUGAAAAAAAAUGAUGAGUGAGUGAGUGAGAAGAUACUAUAUUGCAUUUUCUAUGUUUCUUUUAUAUCCUUUUUUAUUUAACUGACAAUGGAUGUUAAUAUUGUGGAGAUCAAUUUCAUGCUGGAAUAAAAUGACUUUGGGUGUCA